GUGGUGGGCCCCCAGGACCUGCGGGUGCCGGGUUGGACCGUGUGACCGGAUUAACGGAGCCUUCUCCUGGGGAGGGGCCGGAUGGGGCCCGGGGACGGGCGGCGCAGAGGCUCCGACUCAGACGCGCCUCUCUCGCAGCCGCCGCGCCCCUGCGAGGCCUACCGCGCGGAGUGGGAGCUCUGCCGCAGCGCCGGGCACUUCCUGCACCACUACUAUGUCCACGGCGAGCGGCCGGCCUGCGAGCAAUGGCGGCGCGACCUGGCCAGCUGCCGCGAGUGGGAGGAACGCCGGAGCGCCGAAGCCCAGCGGUCCCUCUGUGAGAGCGAGCGUGCGAGAGUCCAGGCUGCACGGAAGCAUGCCCUCGUGUGGGCCCCAAGGCAGAGUCCCCCUGCAGACUGGCACCUCCCUCUGCCGCAGGAGAAAGACGAAUGAUGAGCACCCCUGCAUGGCUUCCUCCGGUCUCUUUCAAGUGGGGCUGUCACACAACCCUAAGGACUGUGACCAGCCCAAACAGUUGAGUGGCUUCCUGGGAGCUUCGACCUGGCUUGGAACACGAUGCCCGACAGCUCCAGUCCUGCCUGGCCGGCCCUCCCCUGCGUCCAGGGUGCUCCGCUGCUGCCAUGCUCUGAAAGAGCUUCCAGGAAGCCGAGCACCGUCGCAGAUCCCUGUGAGCAGCCAGGUCAGUCUGGCUCAUGCUCGCCCCGGGGGACAGCAGCAUGGGAGCUGGCCAUCCCAGGGUUUGGAAUCCUCAGGUAAAUCUUGAGUGGUAGCCCUGACCCGUCUGGACACAGAGGGGUCAGAAUGAGGUAGCUAAAGGGUUGUGCUGCCGUGAACACCUUCCCUGGCCCUGGCUUGUUGAUGACCAUGCAUUGCCAGCCACUGGUGCUCACACUCAGCUACGGCCCACUUGUUCAGUUCCUCUGCAGACACAGGCAGGGCGUGCCUCUGGACCAGGCUCACACGUAGGCCCCUUGGUGACUGUGGUGUUUAAGAAAUGCACACAGCUACAGAACACACAGCCUUGCGUAAAAAGGGUUCAUGGACUCUUGGCUUAAGAAACCCAAGCCCAAGACACAUGGAAUUUUGAUCUUCCCUCAGAAUUUCCCCUGCUCAUUUUUAGAAAAUGUGGAACAUAUCAAAAGCCAUUUCCCACGUUUGAUUCCAAGUAGAAGCUGAAAAGUAAAUCCACAAUUUAAUUGUUGAAAUCGUUAGAUUUCGCAUCUGACAUUGUUGUGCUCGGACGGUGUUAGACUUUUGUAUGCUUGUACUCUUGUAGAUGUUUUUAAAAUAGAUGUAUAUGAACCAACAAGAACUCUAGUUCUUGAAGAGGUCUCCAUUACUGAUAACAUGAUUUAGCAUCUUGUGGCUGCAGAGCAGGCCCCAUUGUGUGUUGCUGAGGGCCAGGCCAGCCGCGUGCCCGGUGCCCUCCCCACUCUCUUCCUGGCCAGCAGGGCCCACUGCUUCUUAGUACCUCCCUCACUACUGGGCCCCAACCUGGCCACAGGCAGUGUGUCAGACAUCUUUUAACUCAUUCUUUGGGGCAAAAUAAUUCAUCACUUCAGAAGGGCAUACUUUAAAGAAUGAAAUUUCCCCUCUUGUACAUGUUCUCCUGUGUGCCCCCAGAAUCCCUGUGACUGUGUGUGUACCUGUGAGUGGUGGGAGGUGUGCACAUGGGACCCUUAUAGUCCCUCUGUGUGUGUGUGUGUGUGUCCAUGAGUGGUGGGAGGUGUGCACAUGGGACCCUAAUAUUCCCUGUAUGUGUGUGUAUGAGUGUGUCCAUGAGUGGUGGCAGGUGUGCACAUAGGACCCUAAUAGUCCCUCAGUAUGUGUGUGUGUGAGUGGUGGGCAGUGUGCACAUAGAUCUCCAGUAGUCCCUCCCUGUGUCUGUGUGUACCUGAGGGGUGUGUGCACAUAAGACUCCAGGAGCAGAGGUGAGUAUAAAGAAGAGGCAGGGUCUCACCCGGGAGGGGUGAGGGGGUAGACUUGAUAUGUCUAAGCCAACCAGGGUAUCUCCAUCAUGGCUGUGGCUAGGAGAGAGGGAAGGCUGCUAGAGAUCUACAGGCAUUCUCCUCCCUCUGAAACACGGAGCAGGGACAUUUGAAUUUUGAUCUGUAUAUGAUGCCUGGAAUUGCAGCAGCUCCCUUGGAGUUCCUGGGGCAGGGCUAGAGGAGGCAGGAAAAGCCUGGGAGCAGCAGCCAACACAGCAGUUCUGAGGGGUCAGCUCCUAGGAGCCAGUCCUCUUCAUCUGCUUGUGUAGGGCUGUGGGCUGCCUGCAGCUGAGUGCUCUGUUAGCAAGUCUUAUACCUUUUCAGCUGCUCAGCGAUUCCCACAUUGACAGACAAUCAUCACUCUGGACAGAAUAUUCCUGAAUCCCCACCUGUGUUCACCCGUUCACAACACCUGAGCGCCCACUACACGCCAGGUGGGGUUUGAGGUUCUGGGAUCACAGCACUGAAAUGGACAAGUUGGCUUCAAAGGGUUCUUGUUGUAGUUUAGGGGACAGACAUAAACAUCUAAACACCAUUAAAUAAGUGUCUAAAAUGAUGGUAAGUGCUAUGAAGAAAAUGGUCAGAGUGAUAAGAUAGAGCAGUGUCUUUCAAACUUUGGAGACAAAACUCAUAGGAACAAGUCUGGUACCUACUGUUACAUACAGCAUAUUUCAUUGAAACAAGCUUCACAAAACAAUACUUACCGUCCUGUGUGUGAUACAUUAACAUUUUCAGUUCUGUACCAUUGAAAAUAAACUGCUGUAGGUGCAACUUGGA
Diceros bicornis minor is the source of this 2765-nucleotide messenger RNA. RefSeq names its product chromosome 35 C22orf39 homolog (gene C35H22orf39). Bases 82 to 432 code for a protein of 116 amino acids. The record is from RefSeq and is a predicted model, not a curated record. The transcript is spliced from 2 exons. Lineage: Eukaryota; Metazoa; Chordata; Mammalia; Perissodactyla; Rhinocerotidae.